AUGUCACUGAGCGUUUCUUUAGAAGGUGAAAGAUUGAGGAGGGGAAAAAUUUUAGGAGAAUCAAAUAGUAAAAAUUUCGGUAAACAUGGAAAAGAAUUUCAAAUUACAGGUGAAAAAGGUAUAAAAAAGAGUCGUAAAGUAACAAAAAAUACUUUUGGUGAAGAAAAUAAUGGAAAAAAAGUGGUUGUUGGUGUUACAAAUAAGAAACCUCCAAACAUGGUACUCUUAGUAUCCAAAGAAUCAUCACAUAAGAUACAUGUACCUUCUAUCAAAACACAAGUUUUAGAACCUGUCUUUGUAGCAGCUAAUGUUGAAGAAAUAAAAAUUAGAAGAAAUAUUCACACACAAAUGUAUUUAUCUUAUCUUAAAUCUUUUCAUGAUAAGAACAACCAAAAUACAAUAAGUAAUUGGAAUGUCAAGUUAAAAAAAAGAUUGACUUCAGGGUGUAAAAUAAAUUCUGGUAAAUAUAUGUUAGGGUCAGAUAGAAAUAACUCCCAAGAUGAAGUAGAGGUUGUUGAUGCAUUAUAUAAUCUUUAUAAUAAUGUUACACAAGAAAUAUUGGACACUGUUAAUGUUUGUAGGGAUAUUAGCAUUAGUACCUUAUAG
This is a messenger RNA of Strongyloides ratti, 606 nucleotides long. RefSeq lists its product as hypothetical. The record is from RefSeq and is a predicted model, not a curated record. The transcript is spliced from 2 exons. NCBI's taxonomy places the organism in Eukaryota, Metazoa, Nematoda, Chromadorea, Rhabditida, Strongyloididae. Bases 1 to 606 code for a protein of 201 amino acids.